This is a messenger RNA of Bradysia coprophila, 705 nucleotides long. RefSeq lists its product as uncharacterized. The record is from RefSeq and is a predicted model, not a curated record. Lineage: Eukaryota; Metazoa; Arthropoda; Insecta; Diptera; Sciaridae.
GCGCAUCUCCUACACUCAGUUCAGUAGAAUAUACGAAAUGAACAAAGCUAUUCUUUUACUUCUUGUGAUCGUCGGGCUUUCGAGCGUCGAGCCUCAUGGCUACGUUAGGCAACCACUUGCCAGAACUUCGAUUUUCCGAAACCCAUCUUUCGGAGCUCAAAUGCCAUUCUGGUGGAACGAUACCGGUGUAAUGUGCGGAGAUGUUGUUCAAGAUGCGCAAUUCUCUCGGUGCGGACGUUGCGGUGAUGCUUUUGGAGAAACCCAUGCCAACCAAGGUGGUACUUACGACAAGGGAAUUAUCACUGGAACAUACUCCGCUGGCCAGAUCAUCGACGUUGAAGUCGAUAUUACUGCCAACCAUCGUGGUUUCAUGCAAUUCGAACUUUGCCCACAAGUGACUGAGACCAAUGCUUGCUUCACACACCGUUUGAACUUUGUUAGUGGAGACCGACCAAUCCGAAGUGGCAACAUGAUGUGCACAGGAAACGAUCAUCAAAAUGGAGUCAUCAGAGCCCGUGUGCAACUCCCAGCUGGUGUUAGAUGCACCAGAUGUACUCUUCGUUGGACCUACAGAACUUCAUACCCACCAAAUCCAGAUGCGUGCUUCAACGGUGGCCCAGCUCAAACCUUCAGAAACUGCGUUGAUAUCAGAAUCAACUAGAUUCAUGCCUGAUAAAUACGGAAAAUAAAAUCUUAUUCGCAUUC